Dothidotthia symphoricarpi CBS 119687 is the source of this 534-nucleotide messenger RNA. RefSeq lists its product as uncharacterized. NCBI's taxonomy places the organism in Eukaryota, Fungi, Ascomycota, Dothideomycetes, Pleosporales, Dothidotthiaceae. The transcript has a single exon. The record is from RefSeq and is a predicted model, not a curated record. The annotation marks the transcript as partial.
AUGACCAGCCCGCGCCCAGACGGCGACACAAAAAAAGACCAAUUCCCAACAUGGACAUACGACCUAAAACUCGACCUCAACACAGGGAUCCGCAAAUCAGAAACCCUGACCCAUUCACGCAGCCGCACUAUCCUAACCACAUAUAUCCACGCCCUCAACUACGACUCCCUGCGCUUCCUCGGCCCCGACGGCCGCGCGUAUAUGUGGGUUAGCCAGCACGCCGUCAGCGCGCUCAACGGCGCGCGCUGGGACACGCUGCGCCACGCACUGUUCGCCGCCACGUCGAACUCGCCGGAUCCGCUGUAUGGGCAGAUUGUCGCCGACCAUGCGUUCUGGAACGGCGCGGGCGAGGAGGCGCUGUAUAUUCGGUCUAGCAGCGUCGAUCCGGACCUCGUCGUGGCGUCGCUGCAGGUCAUCAAGGACUGGGAAAAGCACACCCUCCGGCUGGAGAAGAAGAGUAGUAGUAAGGCGUUUGCGGCUGGUGAGGAGAUGGCGCGGAGGGGGAACUUGGGGAGGGCGCGGUAUUGGCGGGCG